This is a messenger RNA of Staurois parvus, 623 nucleotides long. The record is from the annotation of a GenBank genome assembly. Lineage: Eukaryota; Metazoa; Chordata; Amphibia; Anura; Ranidae.
UGUCUUCAUUACCUCAUCACAUCAUCUUUAGUGUCUGCAGUCUCUGGCCAUCUCCUGUACUAUGUCUACAGUCUCUGGUCAUCUCCUGUACUAUGUCUGCAGUCUCUGGUCAUCUCCUGUACUAUGUCUGCAGUCUCUGGUCAUCUCCUGUAGUAUGUCUGCAGGCUCUGGUCAUCUCCUGUACUAUGUCCGCAGUCUCUGGUCAUCUCCUGUAGUAUGUCCGCAGGCUCUGGUCAUCUCCUGUACUAUGCCUGCAGUCUCUGGUCAUCUCCUGUACUAUGCCCGCAGUCUCUGGAUAUCUCCUGUAGUACAUCCGCAGUCUCUGGUCAUCUCCUGUAGUAUGUCCGCAGUCUCUGGUCAUCUCCUGUAGUAUGUCCGCAGUCUCUGGUCAUUUCCUGUACUAUGUCUGCAGUCUCUGGUCAUCUCCUGUAGUACAUCCGCAUUCUCUGGUCAUCUCCUGUAGUACAUCCGCAUUCUCUGGUCAUCUCCUGUACUAUGUCUGCAGUCUCUGGUCAUCUCCUGUAGUAUGUCUGUGGUCUCUGGUCAUCUCCUGUAGUACAUCCACAUGUCUGCAGUCUCUGGUCAUCUCCUGUACUAUGUCUGUAGUCUCUGGUCAUCUCCUG